GAGAAAUCCCAUAACGUGAGGGGUACUGCAGGGCAGAGCACACCGGAGGGACUCGCUAGUUGCCUUGCAGCUGUCGGUUUACCAUCUACGCCCACCUUUAUUUAUACCCAUGCAUCACGUCGCGUUUGACAGCGACCCGUAGUUUUGUUGCACCGCGUCUUUAAUUCACCAAGUGUUGCGACUCGCGAUGUCGGAGGAGGACUGGGUGGUAACAACAACAACAGGGCGCGCUGCUGUCCCGUUAGCAUCGCAACGACCUCCGGUCCAUGUUGUUUAGCUCGAGUACGCCCGUUCACGCCUCCCGCCCAGUCCAGUCCAGCCCAGACACGCGCCGAGGCCCGCCGUGAUGGCCGAGGAGGACCCCCAGCAGCAGCCGGACCGCGGGGCGAGGAGUCUGCCCGGCCUGCUCACCGGGCUGCAGGGCGCUGAGGCCAGUGCUCUGCAGCUGAGGAUCAAGAACUCCAUCUGCAAAUCUGUUCAAUCAAAAGUGGAAAACAUUCUGCAAGAUGUGGAGAAAUUCUCAGACAUUGAAAAACUCUACCUCUACCUUAAGUUGCCUUCUGGUCCAACCAGCAACAUUGAUAAAAGUGACCAGAGCGCCCUGUCAUCAAGCCGCACUCAGCAGAUGCAUGCGUUUAAUUGGAUCCGCCAUCAUUUGGAGGAAUACCCAGAGACAUCUCUUCCCAAACAGGAGGUCUAUGAUGAAUACAAGAGCUUCUGUGACAAUCUAAACUACCAUCCACUGAGUGCUGCAGAUUUUGGAAAAAUGAUGAAAAAUGUCUUCCCGAACAUGAAGGCGCGUCGACUUGGCAUGAGAGGAAAAUCAAAAUAUUGCUACAGUGGACUGAGGAAGAGGCCCUUUGUUCACAUGCCAUUGUUACCCUCUCUGGACCUCCAUAAAACAGGAGAUGGGCUCCAGUGUGAUGUUUUAGAGUCACCGGGCCAGCUGAGCAGCAUAAAGGAGGAUGUGCGAUUUGCAGCCUGUGACCUGGUGUGCGAGUGGGCCCAAAAGGUGCUGAAACGCCAGUUUGAUGCCGUGGAAGACUUGGCUCGCUUCCUAAUCGACAGCCAUUACAUCAGCAACAAGUCUCUGGCAGCUCUCACCAUUGUUACCGGCACAGCAACAGAGGUUAAGCCUCCACAGACGGUGUCAGCGUUUGUCCCCACUGCUGAGGCUCACUCCUUCCAGCCUCAUGGGACGACUCUGUCCUCACCCUCUGUUGAUGCAAAGCAGCAGCUCCAGAGGAAGAUUCAGAGGAAACAACAAGAACAGAAGCUGUACUCCCCUCCUGGAGAGGGACAACUCAAGAGGGCAGAUGACAGUGUGCCUUGUGCCAGCCCAACCCCUCCGUCACCUCAGCCAACUAUAGGCAUCGUGGUGGCUGCUGUCCCGAGCCCCAUCACGGUACAAAGAAGCAGGCAGCUGUUGUCCCCCAGCCCAAUGGGAACAGUAGAGGGCAAAAUGCUGCCUAUUAACUUCCAAAUGGUGACCCAGCCGGUCCAGGCAGUGAAACAGAGCCCCAAAACCCCACAAAGUAUUGUAGCAAGUCCAGUGGGAGAACGCACGGCUCGGCAGCGCUAUGCGCAAAUCCUGCCCAAACCUACGGCCACGACUGCUAUCACUUUGCGCUCUCCCUCCACCAUGAUCAUCGGGAACAGCCCUGUUAAGACUGUGAUGACCACAUGUCAUGUCAGCCCAGUCAGUUUGGUAAAGAUGACAGCCAUAUCACUCUCACCCAACAGCAGCAAUACUACCACUUCCCUCGCAAACGCCACUCUACGGCCGGCAUCUGCAGGCAUUAGUAGUACUUUGUUUGCAGAAGACAUCAGUUACAAUCAAAGCAUGAGGAGUACUUCUGCAUUCCCCAUCCUGGCCCCGGUGGCCCGGUUUGGGCAGACUACUAACACUCAUACCAUCGAUGUUGAAAUGGAAGUUGAAGCUAUACAUAAAUACAGCCAAAUGCAAAAUCCUGGUGCUUUAGCUUUCCCUCAAGAGGCAAUGGCAAAUAGGGCUGGAGGGGCUUUCCAGAGGGCUGCCAGUGUUCCCAUACCUCAGUCUAAAGGCUUCUUGAGUUUGGAGGACACAUCCAGCACCAAUUGCAAUGGAAAUUUCUCUUCAAGCUCUAAUACUGUUAGACCGGGUGAAAACAGCUAUAAUGGAGCAAAUAAUACAAGCGCCUUGCACUUAACUCCGAAUACCAGCGCUGUUUCUUUUCUGAACACCAGCACACAUCCUUCAUUUGGGGAAAGCAGCAAUGUAAUACCAGUAAAGGAAGGUUUCCUGUCCACUAAGAGCCUCAGGAAACGUUCAAGCCUAAGUCCAGACCUUUCUCUGAUCAAAAGGGCUUUUAUGCCCCAGCAGCCAGUAGAGGGCGGUGCUGGUCUUGGAUAUAGGAUUAGAAACACCCUCGCUAACAUCCUCAGGCCAGGAGCUCCAACUAGACCUGAAAGUGCACCAGCUGCCAGAGAGGUAGAGAAGAAAAUGAUCUCUGUCCCAUUUGCUCAAGUCCACGCACCUUGCACUUCCUCUGUCAGAGCCAGUGGCUUCUACUCUGUUGCCAAAACACAGAGCUCAAUGCAGAGGAAAAACACUUCCACUGUUAUGGAAACCUGCACCUCAGUCAGUCACCCAUUAAUUCAGCAACAGCAGGGGCACACAAUGUCUAACGUGCAUGCCAUACCUAAUAACCCCGGCCUCCAAACACAUUCAGGUGUGAGUGAUGUUAGGAGUUCAGCCACAGGGAGCCUGGAGGGAGCUCAACAACAUACCUAUUCUAAGUCUAUGUCUGUUACCACACCCUUAGACUUUUUGAAUCAAGCUUCAUCGUCAAGCCAGCUCCCUAUGCAGACCGAUAUGGACUACUUUCCCUUUGAUGAUGAUGUGACUCAGGACAGCAUUGUGGAGGAGCUGGUGCAGAUGGAGGAGCAGAUGAAGCUUAACAACGUGCAGGAGUUUGGAAACUGUGUUGCACUGCAGGGCCAACAGGCUGUGAUGCCAGACAGCAUGAUGUCUACCAAUCAGACCAUGACCUCUUACUAUCAUGCUGCAAACUGCCGCAGCAACCCGAUCCAAACUCCAACACCUACUCCAACUCCAACUCCCACACCCACAUCGGAAAUGAUGGGAGGAAUCCAAAGCUUCACCAGAGAGAGCCCCUUCUCCCGCAUCGCCUCCACAACACCAGUGGACAGCGCACUGGGAAGCAGUCGACACACCCCAGCUGGUACUCCACACUCCAACUGCAGCAGCACUGUGCCUCCCAGUCCAGUGGAGUGCAGAAACCCAUUUGCAUUUACACCCAUCAACUCCAGCAUCACUGGUUUCCACGACGGCAGCACCAUCUCCAGCAGCCCAGUCAAGCCCAUGCAGAGACCGAUGGCAACCCACCCAGACAAGACCAGGCUGGAGUGGAUGAAUAACAGUUACAACAGCAGCAGCGGGAGCUUAAACAAGUCAAACAGUGGAAUGGGAAUCCUCCCCAGCUAUCAAAGCCUGAUCGGUGACCAUUUCCAAAAACCUCAUGCUUUCGCCGUCCCUCAUGCACGGCACCACGACAGCCAUUUUGGGCGUUUGACUCCCAUCUCGCCGGUGCAGCAGCAGGUAGCUAACACGGCCAAGCAGGAGGGCUUUGCUGUGCCGGCCCCUCUGGAUAACAAAGCCGCCAACACACCUGCCUCAACCUUUCGAUGUCGCAGUGUAAGUCCCGCUGUGCAUCAGAGGAACUUGAGUGGAAACACAGGAAACCUUCCCCAUAUCCCUCAUUCAGUAGUGUCUCCCUUUAACUCUCCUGUGACGCCAGAGAUGUUAAACAUCUUUGCGAACAGACAGACACAGUUUGGGGUGAGCAGCAUGGCGCAGAGGAGCCAUUCUGUGCCGCUCAACAUCCUGAUGCAAACUGAAGUCCAGCCCACACUGGGCCAACACUGCAACAGCAAAAACAUCACCAAUGUCCUUCUGAGCAAGCUGGAUGGAGACCAUGACGACACUGUUCGGGGGCUGGGCAUCAAUAACUUACCCUCCAGCUACACUGCACGCAUGAACCUCACCCAGAUCCUCGAGUCUGACCCCGAACUCUCCUGCAGUGACCACCACCUCAGCCUGAUGACCUCUGACUCCACCAGCAGAUGCAAGUUGCAGAGGCCAAAUUACCUCAUCGAAAAUGCUAUUAAUGAACAAAUGAUUCUCUCGGCAGGUGACAGCCGAGUACAAUCAGCUUCCAGAGAGCAGCAUCGACAACAGGCCCAGUCUAUGUUGUUAACGUUGUGCUCACAGCAGCAUCAAGAAGAACUACAGCAGCAGUUGGAUUUCAGCAGCACUGUGAAAGACCUACUGGCAGACAACAGCCUUACUGCUGGAAGUCAGCUCAUGGAGCAGGUGUCAGAGCUAACCACAGGCACAGCCGAUUUCCCUUGUGAAAUCAGAUUGACAUCGGAGCUCUCCAGUAGUAUCAAUGACCUUAACGCAUUGGACACAGACCUUCUGUUUGACCCCAACCAGCAGCAAGGGCAAUAUCAACAUGCUGCUGCAGAGGAUGAGUUGGUGAAUGAUGUGCUGUUUCAGCAAAUUACCAGCGACACAGCACAUUCAAGUGGACUUGACUGGCUGGAAAGCAAAGAUCAUCCAACUGUUGGGUUGAUGGGUUGAGAAUAGAGCUUUUUUUUUGUCAUGUUGAACACGUGAACCUGUUGUUCUUGUUUGUUUAUUUAUUUUCAGGUAUUUACACUUUAUAAUGCAACACUGGACACAUUGAGGUUUGUCCAGUUUAAGUGCCAGGCUGAACUGCAAUAAUGCUGCAGCACUCUGAUGAAAAUGCUGGUCAUUUCUUUGUAAUUAGAGGACAUCGCCUCACAUUGUUUGAUCAAGAGCAUUUACAACAAGUAAACAAAAGGUACUGAACAAAUAACAAUAUUUCACUGAAAAGUCAGAAAAAAACAUCAUAACAGAGCCAUGGAUUUCAUAGUGUAAAGAAAUGUAUACAUUAAGGAGGAAUUUAUGAAAAAAAUUAUAAUACAAAAAUAUUGAUUUAUCAUUGUGUCUAACUCUUUUAACUGAAGCAUUAUCUAACAAAAGCAUAAUGUGAAUAAUGAUUGCUGAACUAAUAAUACGUCAUAUUUGCAACAUUUGUGUGCGAUGCAUAUUCACUGAAAAAAACUGCAAGUAUAACAAGUUAUCUUUGCAGGAGCUUUAGGUGUUAGUCUUGUUUAUGUGCAUUUUUUUUUAGCUGAAAAAUAUUUUUAACGAGACAUGUUUGAAAGUAUACACUCGGUUCAUAGAAAUAUAAUUCUGUGACAGAAACAGAGAUUCAUCCAUAGAAAUCCCUUUAAUAUAUUCCUAUGAUCUGCUGGAGUUGGCAUGGAGCAUAUGAUAGGAUGCAGAACAAUUUAAAAUAUACAAUGAAUUGGCUGAUUCUAUAAACAUUUUAUGGAAUACAUGAAGAGUAAUACUUGAAGCCUACCAGAACCACAAAAGAAAGGGAUCCAUGUAAAAACUCAGUUCAUCUGGUCCACAUGUUCAAGCUUGGAGAUGUCGUUAAUUUUUAUGCGGCCUUCCUGACAGUCAUCCCAGACUUAAUAAUCAUCUCCCGAAUCAAACGUCUGCUCAAUAUGGAGCUCAGACAGCUUGAAGAUGAUGAUAUCAAUAAUAGAAUGUGGCCUCUUUUGCACUUUGUAUUGUUUUUCAAGCCACAUUUUGCAAAAGUUUAGAAAAAGAUAAAUUGUCUUGUACAAUCUGAACUUUAACGUUGCAGAAACUCUCAUGAAGCUCUUUUAUUAACAUGGAAAAAACAUUGUUUUUGUUCAUUGUUAAAUCCAUAUUAAGAAAACCAGCAGUGUAAGAUGAGGGCUCUUCUCUUAAUCACUUGUAGAUCAAAAUGUAAAGAAUUUAUGAAAGAAACCAUUUCAUAAUAAUUAAACUAAACCCCAUGAAUGUGGGGUUUCUGCACUUUUAGAUUAUGAUUCUUGUAUAAAAGAAGUUAGAGUAAGAGUUAUGGGACAUAAUAAUAGCCAUUUUUCUUAGCACUUAGAAAAUGCAUUAUUGUAUUGUGUGCAAAUAACUUAUUUGAUUCAGAGGUGGAGGUUUUCAUCUGAUAAAAAAUGUAUUAAAUAGAUUAAAUUGAGCAAUAAUUAACUCCUUAUCUCUAAACAACUUGAACAAUUUUGCUUCCAACUGUAGCACUCCUCAUACUGCACUGACAAUCUGUAAUACUUGUGUUUCUUAACAUGCACUGAGUUUUAUUUGAAUGAUAGAUGAACAUGUUUGACUGCAUGGCCUGAGGAGAUCAAUCAUAAAAUCACCGAUCAUAUAUGAAAGUGUUGAUUUGCACUGAUUUAGAGCUGCGUGUGAAGCAGUCAUGCAACCACAGAUGAGAUGAGACUCACAGGUGCUCCCUGAGUGUUCUGGUUUCUGAGCCUUAUGUCCAUACCAAAGACUAACUGUUACAUAUAACCUGCAAUAACAUGCACUAAGAUAUUGAGUGACAUACUGAGUUAUGUCUGGUAACAGCCAUAACGACUAUAUUCUGUAAUGUGAAGAAUAAAAUGAGAAAUAGUUGAAACAUUGGGGACAGUUGCAGCACUGGAAAACCUUUUCUUUAUAUAAUCAGUUCAUCGGGACAAUGUUAAGGAUUUUUUUGUUUACUAUUGUUGAUGCUUUUGUAAAACCAACUGGUAAAUAAUGUUUUAUAGAGGCAAAAAAGACACUGUAAUUCAUCCUGUUUCUCUGUGUUAGCAUUAGAGAGUGUGUUUUUAUUUUUUUGUCAGUCUCACUGUCGUUCAGGGUGUUUGUGUGUUUACUAUUUAUUCAGCGUGUGUUUGUACAGAAGAUGUACCCUUGCAAACCAUAUAAUCUUGGAAAUUCACAAUAAUCAUGAUGUUUGGUAGCAUACAUGUUUUGUGUCAUAGCAUAUAACCACAUAUCAUAUACGGUACUUUUGUUCAACAGGUGAUUGGUCCAAUGUGGUGAAUAAUACGAAAAUGUAACAAAACUCUCAAAAUUCAAAACCUUUCAGAACUGAAUUUUGGUUGAAAAUUGUCCAGGAAAAUAUUUGCUGAAAAAGUGUAAAUGAGACAAUCUAUAAUUAUAAGGUGUAAUAUUAAUGUCGUGGUAUAUUGCAAAUGCAGAACAUUGAAUCUCUUUCAGUGUGUUGAUAAAUAUUGUGCGUUGUUUUAUACAUUUUUAGAAAACCUUUAAUUUCUCUAAAAGCAGAUUAUGUAUGUAAUAUAUACUCUCAUUUUGAAUAUGAUUUAACGUUGAUCAAUUUAGACAAACGUUUCUUAUUUAUGUUUUAGUUUAUCUUUCCUGUGUCUGUGAAAACCAGCCACGCAUCGAUUUGGUUAACACUGGUUUGUGUUUAAAGAAGACUUUACCCUUCCUCUUGCUGAAAGUGGUUCAGAGCUGUAGAACUGCCCUCUACUGUUGUGUUGCUGUGAACAGUGAACUGGGGAUUUUUUUAAUAAGGGGAAGUGCUUGUUGAUACUGCUUUUUAAAGAGUUUUUCAAACAAUA
Messenger RNA from Cyclopterus lumpus (lumpfish), 7503 nucleotides. Its product is annotated as DNA-binding protein RFX7-like. Gene Ontology annotation, molecular function: DNA-binding transcription factor activity, RNA polymerase II-specific; RNA polymerase II cis-regulatory region sequence-specific DNA binding. The record is from RefSeq and is a predicted model, not a curated record. The transcript is spliced from 9 exons. NCBI's taxonomy places the organism in Eukaryota, Metazoa, Chordata, Actinopteri, Perciformes, Cyclopteridae. Gene Ontology annotation, biological process: regulation of transcription by RNA polymerase II. Bases 347 to 4645 code for a protein of 1432 amino acids.